Messenger RNA from Pygocentrus nattereri (red-bellied piranha), 1373 nucleotides. It is a transcript of the gene fhl5, whose product is annotated as four and a half LIM domains 5. Gene Ontology annotation, cellular component: Z disc; nucleus. Gene Ontology annotation, molecular function: transcription coregulator activity. Bases 320 to 1162 code for a protein of 280 amino acids. The transcript is spliced from 6 exons. The record is from RefSeq and is a predicted model, not a curated record. Lineage: Eukaryota; Metazoa; Chordata; Actinopteri; Characiformes; Serrasalmidae.
AAAAACAAGGAAACUUCUGGUUUUCCCUGAUAUGUUCCUUUUUUAUUUCUAUCAGAAACGUUUUAUGCUUCCCGUCAAUAAUUACAACGUCCCGAACCAUAAGAAGUGUGGAGUGGGUGAACUCCCAUAAAAGGUGUAGAUAUGCGCAGCGUGGUCAUUGUCCCUGGGGAUUUCAGCUAGUAUGAGCCAUGGUAUUUAUAGAUGGUCUUUUCAAUGCAUCCCUUUAAUCCCUGGCUGUCCCACCCUACGCCGGACCACCAUCCUGCAAGCGUCCACUCAGAGCACCUCUGAGCUGCACUAAAGCAGGUCAUAAACAGCCAUGUCCACCGAACGGUUCGACUGCCAUUACUGCAAAGACUCUCUGCUCGGAAAGAAAUACAUCUUAAAAGAAGACACCCAGUACUGCACCAAGUGUUACGAGAACCUCUUCGCCAACUGCUGCGAGGAGUGCUCUACGCCCAUAGGCUGCAACAGCAAGGAUCUGUCCUACAAGGACCGACACUGGCAUGAGAACUGCUUCAAGUGUGCCAAAUGCAGCCGGUCCUUAGUGGAGAAAGCGUUUGCUGCUAAAGAUGAGCUGCUGCUGUGCACAGAGUGCUAUUCCCACGAGUACUCCUCAAAAUGCACCACCUGCAAGAAGACCGUCAUGCCAGGCUCCAGAAAAAUGGAGUACAAGGGGAACAGCUGGCAUGAGACGUGUUUUCUGUGUCAGCGCUGCCAGCAGCCAAUAGGAACCAAGUCCUUCAUCCCCAAAGAAAACAGCUACUACUGCGUCCCCUGUUUCGAGAAGCAGUUCGCCUACCAGUGCUGUGCCUGCAAAAAAGCCAUCACCACCGGUGGGGUCACUUACCAAGAUAAGCCCUGGCACCGUGAGUGUUUCACUUGCAUCGGCUGUAAGAGACAGCUGGCCGGUCAGCGAUUCACCUCCAGAGAGAACUACCCCUACUGCCUGGACUGCUUCAGCAACCUCUACGCCAAGAAAUGUGUGGGCUGCACAAAACCCAUCACAAGUCUGGCUGGAGCGAAGUACGUGUCGUUUGAGGAGCGUCAGUGGCACAGCGAGUGUUUCAUCUGCAUGCAUUGCUCCGUCUCUCUGGUGGGCCGCGGCUUCCUCACCCAGCGCGACGACAUCCUGUGCACCGACUGCGGCCGUGAGAAGUAAACUCAGCUGAAGAGUCCAGAGAAACUCCUCCGCAGGCCUUCAUCUACAGCCUGUCCACAGAGCUGCAGAGCAACGUACACUUUUCCACAUGCACUGGUGACAUUUCAGCUUAAACUACACUGUCAGAAAUAAACUUCCAGCUGUGUCCCUUAAAUCAGUUCCUCCAGGUGAAAAGUUGGUAUUUGUUCCUUUUCAUAACCGAAUGUUUUAA